Cephus cinctus (wheat stem sawfly) is the source of this 1670-nucleotide messenger RNA. RefSeq lists its product as uncharacterized. Gene Ontology annotation, molecular function: aldehyde dehydrogenase (NAD+) activity. The record is from RefSeq and is a predicted model, not a curated record. The coding region runs from base 275 to 1564 and encodes 429 amino acids. NCBI's taxonomy places the organism in Eukaryota, Metazoa, Arthropoda, Insecta, Hymenoptera, Cephidae. The transcript is spliced from 6 exons.
GCUACUAUGUUUUCAUGAUUAUAAAAAAUCAUUUAGAUAACCAUUAUUGAAAGUUAUUGCUAGACUGCUUACCUCUUUCUAACACGAAAUGAUAACAACUGUCCAAUCAUUAUAGGUCAUUACGUUUUCUUAAUGCUCACUACACAGCAGUGCUGUAUGCUCAUGAAUACUAUCUUCACAUUCAGUAAUUCUACAAUAAGAUAGGGAUUAAAGCAAGGUGUGACGUGAGAAUACUGUCACUCAAAAACCAGAGAUUUGCAUAAAUUGUUUAACGAUGCCAAUUCCCAACGCCGCAGAAAUUGCUGAACUCUACAAUGAAAUGGGUUAUAACAUUAAUCCGGAUACUGCUCAGCUAGAUGCAAUGUACGGUCAGAAAAAACGUAAACAUGAUAUGGUAAUGAUCAUCAUGGCAGAUGCUGAUAUAAGUGCUGUUAUCAAUUACUUCAAAACAAUGUCGUUUUGUAAAGCUGACGAUUCAAAGUAUUUCAAUCUGAAAAAGAUCUGGGUUCAGGAACCUGUUAUAAAUAUAUUUACAGACAGCAUUGUGGAGGCACAGUUGGCCAAAGUUGUUAUGCUAGAAAGAUUAAUGUUAACAGCUUUUCGCAAUAAUGAUGAGGUUAUUCGUGCAGUAAAUAUAGAGACCUCAAGAGAAUAUGGAGCUUCUAUAUGGUCAGAGAAUAUUAACAGUACUCAAAAUGUAGCUGCUGCCUUAAAUACAUUUAUUGUUUGGAUUAAUACAUCGUCAAUAUUAGAUGCAUUUCUUUUAAACAUUAUAAACACUUCCAUAACAGCAGACUAUGCCAUUCCAGAAUCAAACAAUUUAACAAGGAUUAUAUCAGAUGGAGCAUCUGAGUUGAGUGAAAAGUUUCACCUAUUUUAUGAUGGCCAAUGGAAAAAACCAGUAAAACAGGAGUACUGGACUGGAGAAACAGAUAUAUUAAUAGCUAAUGCAACAGAAAAAGAUAUAAUGGACUGUGUCGUCUCUGCUGUUCGAGCCUUUCAAGCGUGGUCCACAACACCUCUCAGUAAGAGGAAAAAUGUUUUCCAAUAUCUGGCAGACAGGAUAGCAUCCACAGGAAGCAGGAUAUUUUUAUACUCUUCCAGAAAUUACAGCCUUGCAGAUUCUAUAAUAAGAUGGGCUAAUGAUCCAUCUGUAUGUGAGACCUCAACUUUCUUCCUUAAGGAUGAUACAGUUAAUUUAUUAGUAAGACGUGACCCGAAAGGUGUAAUUGUUGUAAAUAGCGACAAUACAGAAGACCUGUUUCGUAUGGUAGUUUAUGCCUGCAUAACUGGCAAUACUGUAAUAAUAACAAGUAGUGAUUACUUUUGUAAAACCAAGCUAAAAUACUGCGACAUGUUUUCCAGUUGCCAAAUUCCACCAGGUCUUGUGAAUAUCUUAACGUUUGCUAAUCUCACACCAGCUUUACAGUACAUGUCCAAUUUGUUUCCUAUAUCAAUUAUAACAACAGGCAACGUUUGUGUUGAAGAUGAAAGAAUAUGUAACCCUAAUAGGGAUCUUCUUAAAUUUACUAGAACAAAAUUUGUAUGGAUGUCUUGUAAGUAAAAUCAUAUACAGUUUCUCACUUGUGAAUUGAAUUAUGUACGUAACAAUAAGAUAUUAUAUUUGUAUAUUUCAUAAAAUAAACAAUUAUACAAAUCUUUUCGAUCAA